AUGAAUUUUAUUAAUAAGUCAAUUUGCUUAUUAUUUAUUUUUGUGAAUAUUAAUUGUAUAUUUGCUGAAAGUGAUGAAGAUUUAUCAAAUGAUUUGUAUGUAAUUGAAGGAAAAGUAUUUCCUUGGGAUGGUUCUCCAAAUGGAUGGCAACUUAUGACCCAUGUUAUGGCAAAUGUGGUGAACCCUAACUACGCCUACGAACCAGUGAGAGUAGAAAUAAACUCCAAGGGUAAAUUCCGAGCGAGGAAAGUAAACUUGAUCCAGACCUCUCAGGUGAUCCAGGUGCCUUAUCCGUUGAAAAUGAGGGCUGUAACUCCCUUCAGGUACUUCCAGGUUCGCGAGCAAUGGAGAGUUGCUGACUUUUUAUUCAGUCCAAUGGUUCUAAUGAUGAUCUUACCACUGCUGCUGAUCAUGGUGAUCCCCAAAGUAAUGAACGACCCCGAGACCCGCAAAGACCUGGAACAGUUCAACAGUUUGACGAGUUAUAAUAUGCCCGAGAUGUCUGAAGUUAUCACGUCGUUUUUGACUGGCAAUGAUAAGCAGAAGACUAAAGCGAUCAAAGCUACCAAAAAGCGACAAUAA
Cotesia congregata is the source of this 582-nucleotide messenger RNA. NCBI's taxonomy places the organism in Eukaryota, Metazoa, Arthropoda, Insecta, Hymenoptera, Braconidae. The record is from the annotation of a GenBank genome assembly.